GGCAGCCAAUGGCGGCGUCCCGGGAGCGGUCCCGUCACUGCGAAUGAGCUCGCUGUCCGCGGCGGCGCAAAAACAGACGCAGAAAUCCGCUAAGCCCGAAGCGCUCAGUCGUGCUCGCUGGCUGGAAGUGUCUCGUCCAGAGCACCCUGAGCUAUGGCCUCCGCUCCGUUACCAGUGUACAACUCAAACUCUCUGGAUAUAAGCUCCUGCAAAAACGUGUCAAGGGAGAGCCUUAGGAUGGAGCUGCUCACUGACGCCCCCUUGCUGCCCGGGGAGGAGAGGGUGAUCGACAAAGACAUCAUCUACAUUUGCCCCUUCAGCGGGGCAAUAAAGGGCAGAGUGCUCAUCUCCAACUACAGGCUGUUCUUCAGGAACGUUGAUGCUGACCCUGCGGUGACUCUUGAGGUGCCACUAGGAGCCAUAAGUCGGGUGGAGAAGAUGGGUGGGGCUUCGAGCCGCGGGGAGAAUUCCUAUGGACUUGACAUCACAUGCAAGGACAUGAGGAAUCUACGAUUUGCUCUAAAACAGGAGGGCCACAGCAGAAGGGACAUCUUUGACAUCCUGUUUCGAUACGCCUUCCCCCUUUCCCACGGACUGCAACUGUUUGCUUUCCUGAGCCAGGAGAAGUUUCCGGAAAACGGCUGGAACGUUUACAACCCCAUGCAGGAAUUCAGGCGACAGGGCCUGCCUAACGAUCAGUGGAGGGUCACCUUCUUAAACAGCACCUACGAGCUGUGUGACACCUAUCCCAGCAUCCUGGUCGUCCCGUACACAGCCUCCGAUGAGGACCUGCGCAGGGUGGCCACCUUCCGUUCUCGUAGCCGGAUUUCUGUGCUGUCGUGGAUACACCCAGAGAACCAGGCCGUGAUCACACGCUGCAGCCAGCCCCUGGUUGGCAUGGGGGGGAAACGUAAUCGUGAUGACGAGCGCUACCUAGAGCUCAUCCGCGCCACCAACAGGACGACCAGCAAGCUCACCAUCUUCGAUGCACGGCCCAACGUCAACGCCGUCGCCAACAAGGCCACAGGCGGUGGGUACGAGGGCGAAGAUGCUUACCAGAAUGCCGAGCUGGUGUUCCUGGACAUCCAAAAUAUCCAUGUGAUGCGUGAGUCGCUGAAGAAGCUGAAGGACAUCGUGUUCCCCAACGUGGAGGAGUCCCACUGGCUGUCCAGCCUGGAGUCCACGCACUGGCUAGAGCACAUCAAGCUGGUGCUCUCGGGGGCCAUCCAGGUGGCAGACCGGAUCUCGUCAGGCAGCUCGGUGGUGGUGCACUGCAGUGACGGCUGGGACCGCACUGCGCAGCUGAGCUCGCUGGCCAUGCUCAUGCUGGACGGCUACUACCGCACGCUGAGGGGUUUCCAGGUGCUGCUGGAGAAGGAGUGGCUCAGCUUCGGGCACAAGUUCGCGUCUAGGAUCGGCCAUGGCGAUAAGAACCACGCUGACGCUGACCGCUCUCCCAUCUUCCUGCAGUUUGUGGAUUGUGUGUGGCAGAUGACCAAGCAGUUCCCCACAGCGUUCCAGUUCAACGAACACUUCUUGGUGACCCUGCUGGACCACCUAUACAGCUGCCGCUUUGGGACGUUCCUGUUCAACUGCGAGAGCAUGCGGGAAGCUAGCGAGGUGAAGAAGAAGACGGUGUCCUUGUGGUCCUUCAUCAACAGCGAGCCGUCCUCCUACAGCAACCCCUUCUUCACGGUGGACCUCAGCCACGUGCUCUACCCUGUGGCCAGUAUGCGGCACCUGGAGCUCUGGGUGUCCUACUACAUCCGGUGGAACCCACGCAUCCGGCAGCAGCAGCAGAGUCCAAUGGAGCAGCGCUAUAAGGAGCUUCUGGCCCUUAAGGAGCAGUACCUGAAGAAGCUGGAGGAGCUCCAGCUUUCGGACCGGGCCCCACAGGUGUUUCCCCGGGGCCCACACCUGUCAAACAGCGCCAGCCCCUCCCCCAGCUCGCCCCCACCACGGGUCACACGCCUGCAAACCCCCUUCUAACGCUUAGCCCCGCCUCUGAGGAGUCAGACAUCAUGACGACGUUGCCAGUAAUGACCGAAGUUGGGACGGCGACGGUAAUGAAACUACAGCGCAAUAAAUCACAGGAAAGCCUUGGUGACGGACAGAAGCCUUAAGGGGAGUGUGUGUCGUAUACAUGCUAGGGACGUGUGUGGUGGCCAGCCUGUCCCCUCUCUAAGCUUUACGGCGUGAAAUGAGCACCGCCCCCCACCCCCCUGGACCCCACAACCUCUCCCUGGGGUCCAGGGGGCCCCUCAGCCUCUACACUGACUGGUACCAUUUAAGGGAAAAAAUAACGUUUAAUUUAUAUAUCAAUAAAUUAUACCAUAUAUAUGGUAUAAUUAUACGUAUUUAUAUAUAUAAUUUUUUUGUUGCACCUUUUUCAGUAUUCAGUUUUGCUGCACUGCCCGUUAUUAGCAUUUUUUUUUUUUUAUUUUAAUGCAGUGUGAUCUGCAUUGACUGCAGUGCUCUUCUCUGACAUUUCAGUACCCUGGAUUUCUCUCCUCUGACAUUUCAGUACCCUGGAUUUCUCUCCUCUGACAUUUCAGUACCCUGGAUUUCUCUUCUCUGAAGUGUGUGGGAUAUGACUUCAGGUUGGUGUGAGUUUGUCAGAAGUGCAGGGAGUGUUUUGGGUGUUUCGCAUUUCCUGUCAUUCUCCUUAUAACUGACAUUGACUUUUUUUGAUCGAACCACAAAAGUUUUAAAUGCGUUGUUCAGCUGAGAAUAUAAAACACAGUCUGAGCUCUGGCUUUUAAUAUCUUGUUAAUUUGCCUUUCAGUAUCUGCUAAUGGUUACUAAUGGAAUUUCAAACUGAGCUGCAAAAAAUUAGGAUCCCAAUCCUAAACACCACUGACAUUUCCUUUUCUAUUUUCUAGACGUAUGAUCCAUUCUUGUCACCAGCUAAUCAUUUCAGUGAUUUUCUUGUUAUGCUACCAGCUUUCGGUAGUGAAUGCCUUAAGGUUUGAGUGUUCAUGUCUUUGCUUAUGAAAGAUCUCAGAACUGUAAAACUGAGAGUGGAAUUGUACUGUAAAGAUCUGAAGUUACGAUGAAUUCUGAAAGCGAGGACUACGAUGGAGGCUUUAAUCUCCGCUGCUGGCCUGGAUUGAGGCUGGGGUGAGGGGUAGGUUACGUAAAACCUCAUGUGCCUUUUGCUAUCUGAGGUCUUCCUUAGAGCGACUCUUUGUAUGGAAACAUUAGCAACUUACUGACUACAGGGUCACUGGCAAAGGCGGUCACUCCCUGAAGCCCUUUUUUACUACGAUGUCACCUGAGCUUUCACCGGCCAACAGUCAAUCGCUUGGUCUCAUUAGCACCCUCUAGCUUGCAGUGAAAUGCAGCAGAGGGCCGCGAAAGGAGACGGCUGGUAAGAGCGAAUAGUGGGCCCACCCCUCCCUUCCUUGGAAAGUUUCAUUUCUGCGUUUUUGACACUUUGACCUCAGUGAGGAUUUAAAGUGAAAUGAGCAAAGCAACAGAGACAGUGAGCUGUUGUUUUUUUUGGGGGGGAAAUGUUUUUACUUUGUGCAAGUACAUUAAUCAUGUAAUUACCUCAGAAUGCUUAUUUUACUGUUUAAUGUCAUGCUAUUGUAAAAUAUAAUAUUUUAUUUAGUGUAAAGCUCAGUGGUUUUAUAAAAGAAUAACUAGAGAAUGUUUAUUGACUUUAAUUAGCAGAAGCCUACUCCAUGCCUUGUCUCUCUGCCUUUGUGGAUUUGUUUGUCGGUCUUUGCCUUACAGUAGGUCAAACGCCACCACAUACUACAUGGCAAUGUAAAACAAGCCAUAAGGAAGGGAUUCCCAUCAGACCACAGCUCUGCUGAGCUCUGAGGAAUCUCGGGUGAGGGCACACGCUGCUGCGCUCUUCAGAGGACGUGCCCUGCCCUAACCUAUGAACCGCACUCUUUCUCCGCUACGUUGUCUUGUGUAAAUGUUGCCGACCAGUCCUACUGCAGCUGUGCUUUCCAGAGUUAGCCUGCACAUGCUAGCUAACGCUUAGCUGGGUGCUUUUCGCACGCGCUCCCCCAGCACCUGCCUAAAGGGCUUCGUUAGUUUAUUACUUGAAUCAGACCGGCUGGUGUUGGACCAUGGAGGGAGUGCUUGGCACCUGGUUCUCCUUGUGGUGAUGUUGGAGACAUUGAUUGAAGGACAUUCUGUGUCUCGCUAAAUGUCCCUCUAGCUGACGGCUUAGCUGUUGAUUUUAAGGUUCACAUCUUUUCCGUUUUUGGAUCCAUUCUGCUUCUCGUCGAUAAAAUGUUCAAAAGGGGUUGAUGUAGACAGCAUAUUAACUCAUGUAACCUUGGCAACUGUCCUGGUAACCUGAAUCAACAAAUCAUUUUUUUACCGUUAUCUUUAUCUGUCUUGGAAUGUCUGCCAUCACCUGACUUUCACUUUUUAUAAGAAAAAGCAAUAUGAAGUAAUUUUAACUUUCCAUAGGCAGCUUGAAGCAUGGAUAGUCGUCUGCAUUGAGUGGAAUAAAAUGUCUGCUACAUUAGCUGGUUCUGCAUUACUGGUAGUUGGUAUGUAGGCCUCACUUGACCUGGUUAAAAAGCUGCUUGCACUACUUUCCGGACUCUCAAACCACGUUUUAUCAUUGUGUAUCAGAAGGAGACUUUUGUUGAGUGUGUGUGUGUGUGUGUGUGUGUUUUGUAACGAAGGGAAUUGAGUCUAAGAUUUAAUAAAGAAUUAUAAAAACUUU
Paramormyrops kingsleyae is the source of this 4696-nucleotide messenger RNA. The record is from RefSeq and is a predicted model, not a curated record. NCBI's taxonomy places the organism in Eukaryota, Metazoa, Chordata, Actinopteri, Osteoglossiformes, Mormyridae.